Messenger RNA from Elephantulus edwardii (Cape elephant shrew), 2591 nucleotides. It is a transcript of the gene ETV5, whose product is annotated as ets variant 5. The coding region runs from base 248 to 1780 and encodes 510 amino acids. Gene Ontology annotation, cellular component: nucleus. NCBI's taxonomy places the organism in Eukaryota, Metazoa, Chordata, Mammalia, Macroscelidea, Macroscelididae. The record is from RefSeq and is a predicted model, not a curated record. The transcript is spliced from 13 exons. Gene Ontology annotation, biological process: regulation of transcription by RNA polymerase II; cell differentiation. Gene Ontology annotation, molecular function: sequence-specific DNA binding; DNA-binding transcription factor activity, RNA polymerase II-specific.
AGCCUGCUUGGCAGCUGCGGCGCAGAGUCCAGUCGCUGGUGCGCGGAGCGGUUCAGUGUCCCCGGAGCGGUUCGGCCCAGCCUUUUGCCUAGGCACCCAGGCCCGGUGCGCGCGUGCGUGAGCGCGCCUGCGCCGCCGGGACCGCUGCUAGGAGAGGAGAGCCGCCGCCUCAGGAGGACUCUUUUUCUCCCAGAAACUGCUCAAUGCUGAAACCUUUCAGAGUGGUAUUAGAGAAUUUGAAAGCACCAUGGAUGGGUUUUAUGAUCAGCAAGUCCCUUUUAUGGUCCCAGGGAAAUCUCCAUCAGAGGACUGUAGAGGUCGGCCUGUGAUUGACAGGAAGAGGAAGUUUUUGGACACAGAUCUGGCUCAUGAUUCUGAAGAGUUGUUUCAAGAUCUCAGUCAACUUCAAGAGGCUUGGUUAGCUGAAGCACAAGUUCCUGAUGAUGAACAGUUUGUCCCAGAUUUCCAGUCUGAUAACUUGGUGCUUCAUGCCCCGCCUCCAACCAAGAUCAAACGGGAACUGCACAGCCCCUCCUCUGAACUGUCCUCCUGUAGCCAUGAGCAGGCUCUCGGUGCUAACUAUGGAGAAAAGUGCCUCUACAACUAUUGUGCCUAUGAUAGGAAGCCUCCCUCUGGGUUCAAGCCAUUAACCCCUCCUGCCACUCCCCUGUCACCCACUCACCAGAAUUCCCUACUUCCCCCACCUCAGGCAACUCUGCCCACCUCAGCACAUGCCCCUGCAGUGGUCCCAGUACCAGGUGUGGGCCCUGCCCCUGCCCCUCACUCACUUCAAGAGCCUGGACCACAGCAGCAAACCUUUGCAGUCCCCCGGCCACCACAUCAGCCCAUGCAGAUGCCAAAGAUGAUGGCUGACAACCAGUAUCCAUCAGAACAGAGAUUUCAGAGACAGCUGUCUGAACCCUGCCACCCCUUCCCGCCUCAGUCAGGAGUUCCUGGAGAUAAUCGCCCCAGUUACCACCGGCAAAUGUCAGAACCCAUUGUUCCUGCAGCUCCCCCACCCCCUCAGGGAUUCAAACAAGAAUACCAUGACCCGCUUUAUGAACAUGGUGUCCCUGGCAUGCCAGGCCCCCCAGCACACGGAUUCCAGUCACCAAUGGGAAUCAAGCAAGAGCCUCGAGAUUACUGCGUUGACUCAGAAGUGCCUAACUGCCAGUCAUCCUACAUGCGAGGGGGAUAUUUCUCCAGCAGCCAUGAGGGUUUUUCCUAUGAAAAAGAUCCCCGCUUAUACUUCGACGACACUUGUGUGGUGCCUGAGAGACUAGACGGCAAAGUCAAACAGGAGCCCACCCUGUAUCGAGAGGGCCCCCCUUACCAGAGGCGAGGUUCCCUGCAGCUGUGGCAGUUCCUGGUCACCCUUCUCGAUGAUCCAGCCAAUGCCCACUUCAUCGCCUGGACAGGCCGAGGCAUGGAGUUCAAGCUGAUAGAACCCGAGGAGGUUGCUCGGCGUUGGGGCAUCCAGAAGAACCGGCCAGCCAUGAACUACGACAAGCUCAGCCGUUCUCUACGCUACUACUAUGAAAAGGGCAUCAUGCAGAAGGUGGCAGGCGAACGAUACGUCUACAAAUUUGUUUGCGACCCAGAUGCCCUUUUCUCCAUGGCCUUUCCUGACAACCAGCGUCCGUUCCUGAAGGCAGAGUCCGAGUGCCACCUCAACGAGGAGGACACCCUGCCACUGACCCACUUUGAAGACAACCCCGCUUACCUCUUGGACAUGGAUCGCUGCGGCAGCCUCCCCUACGCCGAAGGCUUCGCCUACUAGGUUUCUGAGAGGCUGAGCGGCGGAACCCUAGAGCUAGCAGUUCCCAUUCAGGCGAAUGAGGGCAGUGGUUUUGUUUGUGUUUUUGGCUGUUCCUAAAGCUUGCCCUUUGAGUAUUAUCUGAAGAGCCCAAGCCAUUUCAUUGGCACCUUUACAGACAGAUAACCUUGGCUAGGGGGUGGAGACAGCGAGGUCAGGAAACCAUGCCUCUACUCUAAUUCUGAUGAGGUUUCUGGGAAGAGAUCGAAGUGGAGCCUCCUUGCCAUGGACAAUAUAUGCAAAGCAAUACCUUGUUCAGGUUAGUACCCGCGGACUGGGAGAGAGUGUGACAAUCUUCAUUGAUCAUGGACUACUAAAUGCCUUUACCCCCGAAGGGCUCUGAUUUGCACAAUGUAUUGGAAAAAAACCCCACAAACUCAUAGGAGAGGAGCUUGGCUAAGCUGGGGAAGCUCAAACGGCAAAGGGUUUUAUGAGGCAUCUUGAAAUCCCUGAGCUCAAUCUGAAACCUUUCCCCCUGCCUAUAGAAAGAAGAGGGAAGGGCAGAGCGGCUGGUAGCCACUCCGUGGUUCUCAAAUAACAAACCGGCUUGACUCCUGGGAACCUCCCGGCACUGUGGUCACCAAGUCGAGCGAGCCCCUUUCUCUUUCCAGGCUCACGGCUGCGCGCGGAUGGCUUUAAUUUUAGGAGAAGGGUGGUUAACACUUUUGACAGUAUUUUGUUUUGCUUUGAUUUGGGGAUGUUUUGUUUUGGUGGUUGUUUUGGGGGGGAAGUUUAUAAACUGAUUUUUGUAGUUUUGGUAUUUAAAGCAAAAAAA